AUGGAGGCCCUCUUUAAGUCUCUUGAAUCUAUGGAAAAAGAAGGAUAUGGAUUUGCACUGCUACUGGAGGAUUCCAGUGCAACGUCGAGAUUUUAUUCUUCUAGAGCAAUGGAUGAAGGCUUGCAAUUGAUGCUUUUAGAAAAAUCGUGUUCAUCUAAUAGACAAGAGCAGCGUCCGGGUGCUGCAAAACACGAAAAGAACGAACCAAAGACAACCUACGUCUUAGAUCUGGGCAACGGUCAAGAGGUGGAACAGUAUUUUAAAAAUGUGUUUUCCAUGCUACGGCAGUUGCAAUGCAAAGCCAUUGCUAAAGCUUGGAUCAAGGUAGUGGAGCCAAAGAAAAAAUCCAGGUUUCCUUACAUGAAUGGCGACCUCUCCAAGCCAUAUUGGUGGCCUUCAGACGUGGAGCAUCGAGAACCUGACCAUUUAAGGAAACCACAGAGAAUCAGGCUCAUGGCUGCCAUUUUGAGCCAGUUGGUCCCGCAACGUAAUGAUUUUAAGCUACUUCACACGCUUAAGAAGUCAACUAUGUCAAUGCAGUUUGCCAAGAACUCUCACCAUCAAAAUGCACUAGAUGAUGCGUAUAAGGUUUGCGCUGCGUUGUGCCUUGGUCAAUCAACAGCAACCGCGUUGGACCUGAGAGGUAUGUCUACAAAGAUGCCUAGUAAGCAACCCGUGCCAAAAAAUCAUGUCAAAAUGGAUCCGGCGCUGGAACAAUUCACACUAGCCGGUUUGAGUCCUGAAAGCCUUACCAAUGACAGUAGGCCGGGUAGUAAGACCUUUCCGUAUUUUUGCGAGCAUCCCAAAGACACACUAGCCAGCGCUAUUACCCAAUUCUCUAACAUUCAUACCGAGUUGUCACUCAAUAAUAGCCUAUUCGGCGAGCUUGGAGUUAGUUCAUCGAACUGCGAUGCAGAACUCACGUUCAGUAGCGAAACGGUAUCGCCACGGUAUUUCCAAAACAUUAACUAA
Molecule: messenger RNA, 972 nt
Organism: Lachancea nothofagi CBS 11611
Lineage: Eukaryota; Fungi; Ascomycota; Saccharomycetes; Saccharomycetales; Saccharomycetaceae
Source: the annotation of a GenBank genome assembly